AUGGGCGACUACAAGACACAAAAAUCCACCAUCGACCUCCUGGUCAAGAGACGUCUCGUGCCCCUCGGAUACAAGAAACGCAUAAAGAUCCGAGGACGAGACAAGGUGCAGACUAGCAAACAGGGAGUCUGGGAGAUGAGAGCGAAUGAAUGGGCUUUGAGACGGUGGCCCCUUAUUGAGAGUUUGGAGGACGAAGGCAGGUACACAACCUCGCAACUGCUCGGGAGGCUGCAUCACUUGCUUUUGUAUGGUGAAGCACCGACUUUUGAGUUUGCGCUCAAACUCUUGUGCAACGCUAGCGAUUAUAUCGCAGACUCGCCUUCGGUCAAGGGGAAAGAGAGGGAAAGGCAGGGAGGCGAGGUGGAUGUGUUGAACCUCUAUCUGGCGUAUGCGCCACGUUUGGCCCCUGCCGACUCGCUCCUCAGCACCUUCGCCUCCGCCUUCCCAUCAAUCAGAUUGAACCGCCAAUCACUGCACCUAUCCAUCUUCUCCCUCCUCUCCCCACCUUCCCCCGCCGCCCAAGCGCACCAAGUCACCCAAAAACAAGUGCUAGCGAUGCUAGAAACGUUUCUGAGUAAGGACAUCUUGCCCGGGUUGGAGACGUGGCGCCAUAUUGGCAAGUUUGCGACGAAAUUUGGGAUCAAGGAUCUGGGGAAAGUGGGGUGGGAGGGGUGGUUUGGGAGUUUGGGGUAUGCUGAGGCGAGGGCGUUACUCGGGCCUCUCUCCUACUCUCCAAAAUCUAGAUUUGAUGGCCAAUUGGGAGCAGACGAGCAAGGGGCAGAAGGACCAGAGAGUUGGCAACUCAGAUUCCAACAUCUCGGUGCCCAAAAGACGCGCUGGGCGAGAAUAGUAGGGAGGAUGGAGAAGAAGGGAUGGGUACAGAAGAGUGAAGCGGGAGAGGGGAGGUGGGGGUACGUUUGGAAAGAUGCUGAGGGGCCCGUGGUGGGAGAGGUCGUGGAGAAGCGAGAGCCAACAGAGACAAAAGGCUUGGCGGAGUCACGGCAAGAGAAGGAGGAGAAGGAUGAGGGUGAGGGGAAGGAAGAGAGCAAGGCGGCCAAAGGAGAUGUUCGCAAACCUCAUCAACGAGACUUGCGAACCCUCCUUUUCCGGCCUCGUAAUCCGUAUUACCCUCGAGUACCUCAGGUCGCUCAACGGCAUAUCCAGUCUUUACGACCAGGCGCGCCUUCGCCGCCUCCCUCCUCUUAA
Cryptococcus wingfieldii CBS 7118 is the source of this 1206-nucleotide messenger RNA. RefSeq lists its product as hypothetical. The transcript has a single exon. NCBI's taxonomy places the organism in Eukaryota, Fungi, Basidiomycota, Tremellomycetes, Tremellales, Cryptococcaceae. Bases 1 to 1206 code for a protein of 401 amino acids. The record is from RefSeq and is a predicted model, not a curated record.